AUGGCACACACCCCAGGCACGAACUCGGGUGAAGCCCCGUUGAGCACGCUGGCGACACCCGACCGGUCAGACGAAGAGGACGAGGCAGUGUGUAAGGAUGAAGAUGACGACCACUCCGACGAAGAUCUGGCCCAGCCUGAGGAGCAGAGCCUUUUCCUGCCGGGAAGCAUUGUUGAUGGUUGUGCGAAGGAGGCUGAGGCGCUUACGCAGGCGACGACGGGACUUGCCAUCGGAUGCGUCGGGGAGGAGCGACGAUGCGUCCGAGUACUGCCUCGCGACGUCGGAUGCCUGGGCCGACUGACAUUGGAGCGUGGCUAA
Messenger RNA from Geosmithia morbida, 318 nucleotides. RefSeq lists its product as uncharacterized. The transcript is spliced from 2 exons. NCBI's taxonomy places the organism in Eukaryota, Fungi, Ascomycota, Sordariomycetes, Hypocreales, Bionectriaceae. The coding region runs from base 1 to 318 and encodes 105 amino acids. The record is from RefSeq and is a predicted model, not a curated record.